CGCUGACGUGCGCUUCUAUCGCUCAAAGGGGAAGGAAGGAAAAAAAGGUCCGAAAGAAAAGAAACAGAAAACCGUCAGGUUGUCAAAAAUUUUGUCUAAUUUUGGUGGACUCGCUGGCUGCUGUUCGGUUCGUCGGUCGUCGCCGCAUCACACACAAUUUCGAUCUCACAAAACGCAGCAGCAGCAGCAGCGGUUCGCGCGGGUCGUCGUCAGCAAACUUUGGUUGGAAAUUGCUAGAAAAAAAAGAAACCUUUCGUCGGAACAGUUCCGGAAGAUCUCGUCGCGGCGGUUAGUUAGUUAGUUUCGGGUUCCGGCAGUGAAUUCCACCCCCUAAGUUGGUCACGGGAAAGAAAAAUCCUCCGAAAAAGAUUCUACAAUGAAUGUGCUGAGCAGUGCAAAGUCGGCGAUAUUCAGCUAUUUGAUGGUGGUCUACCUGUUCUACAAUCCCACGGACAGCGGAGCGGUGCAGCUCAACAGUGAGAACCUGGAUAUGACGUUAGCUUCUAAUGAACUAGUAUUUAUCAAUUUCUACGCGGAAUGGUGCCGGUUCAGCAACAUUUUGCAGCCCAUCUUUGACGAGGCGGCCGACAAGCUGCAGCACAACCACGUCACCGGGGUUCAAAACAACGAUCGACAUGCGCCACAGCCCGGCCGGCACCACGGGCGGUAUGAAUGACGCGUCCGGAACCAUGUCCCUGAACAAGUACUCGCCUUUCGGAAACGGACAAAACUCCUUCGUGCCCUUCGCGACCUUCGGCAAGGUGGUACUUUCGCCCCAGAUGAACUGAUAAUCGACGUACUCCUCAACCAGCAGCCU
Culex pipiens pallens (northern house mosquito) is the source of this 817-nucleotide messenger RNA. RefSeq names its product endoplasmic reticulum resident protein 44-like. The record is from RefSeq and is a predicted model, not a curated record. Lineage: Eukaryota; Metazoa; Arthropoda; Insecta; Diptera; Culicidae. The coding region runs from base 377 to 676 and encodes 99 amino acids. The transcript is spliced from 4 exons.